AUGGAUAAUCCUAUAAGGUUAGACCUACAAGACUCAUUGAACAAGUUCAAAGAGUACUUCAACAAGCUGGAUUUACCACUUCCGGCUCCAUUCUUGUUAGAAAAUGAGAGCGUGCCCCAAACGUUGAAUACGCUGGCCAUGUUGUCACUAAAUGACGCCCUGACAUUACCACUAUUAUAUGGCUUUAAACCUAUUUACAUUGACAUUAUUGGAAGACUAUUGUCCAACCAGGAAUUGGAAAACUCUUUUCGAACUUCCAGAAAAAGAAAUAUCCCUGGUUCAGAUGUUUUGGCUACUUCCGCUAGAGUGAUUCAACUGCUGGAUGGAGUGACUGUUCUCAUUGAUUCCUUCCUUAACAAACAUAACCCGUUGAAUUUUAUUUCCAACCAGCAAAUUUCCCAGGAAGAACUACAGACAAUUUUGAUUGCUUUUCACAGGUUAUUGGUCCAUGAUACACACAGAUUCAAAAAACACAUAGAUCCUGUAAUUCUCUAUCAGAGUUUGGAGAACCAGUCCACGAACGAAGUGAACAGAUAUUUAUUGAUCCAACUACUGUCUUCGGUCUUAAACUUUUCUGAGCAGGUAGUAGAUGAAAUGAUGAUUUCAUUCAACGUUCAAGAGGCCAAGGGAUCUUUGGAAGGUGAUAUCGAUGUAUCAUUUCGUUUCCUGAGCAUCUUGGAAGCUAAUAGACUUUCAAGAUUCACUUCUAUACCCGAACCUGAGUUUAAAGACGGAUCAUUUAUUGUGCAACAAACUCACCUUAGCUCUAAUAUUACAUCGGUUGGAGGAAUUCUUAUCCCUUAUUCCCACGUUUCCAAACUGAAUCAAGUUCCGGAUUUAGUUCCUAUCCAGAAAAGUUUGACAGCUUUGAAGAACAUGGCUAUUAAUGUUCAGCAAGGUUCCCCAUUCAUGAUCGUAGGGAAACCAGGCUCAGGAAAAUCCUUUCUAGUUAAUGAAUUGGCUAAGCAAUUAAACAUGGACACCUCAAAAGAUAUCAUCAAGGUGCAUCUCAACGAACAGACUGAUUCCAAGAUGCUUCUGGGUACGUAUACUUCAGGAACAACACCUGGAAGUUUUGUUUGGAAAGACGGUAUUUUGACCACCGCUGUUAAGCAAGGAAAGUGGAUCCUGGUAGAAGAUAUUGACAAAGCUCCCACCGAAGUUCUUUCGAUCCUCUUAAGUUUGCUGGAAAAGAAAGAGCUCACUAUCCCUUCCAGAGGUGAAGUAAUUACAGCAACUACUGGGUUCCAAAUCAUUUCAACUAUUAGGCAACCAGCCAACUCAUCCAUAAUUCCUGAUAUUAUUGGAAUGAGGUUAUGGAAGAUAGUUUUACUCCCACAGUUAGAGACAGAAGAUUUGUCGUCCAUUUUAACCCACAAGUUCCCAACAGUAAACAGAUUCCUCCCUCAAAUUAUUAACUGCUUCCUAAGGUGCACUGAAAUAUUUUCUACCAGAGGGUUUAUCACCAUGAACAAAGGUCAUCAGCUACGAAUCCUCUCAUUGACAGACUUGGUCAAAUUAUGUUCCCGCACAGAAAGAUUAUUGGCCUUGGCCGGAAUUACCAGCUCUGAUGAUCUUAUAGCUGAUGACGUUUAUGACUCCAUAUUCCAAGAAGCUGUGGACUGUUUCUGCAGCUCUAUACCGGAGCUACCAGCUCUGGAAUAUAUUAUUUCGGAGAUUGGGCUUUGCCUCAAUAUACCAUCUUCUAAAAUUACGCUGCUAUUAUCCAAGUAUGUACCAGUUUAUCAGGACUUGGGUGAUAGUCUAAAAAUUGGAAGAGCACACUUGUCCAAGACCAAAACAAUUUCCAUGUACAAAAAUAAUAACUCAGGCAGUUCCAGCUUUGCCAAAACCAAUCAUGCAUUAAGAUUAAUGGAGCAAAUAUCUGUUGCCGUUUCUAUGGCAGAACCCGUUUUGCUAGUUGGUGAAACAGGUACUGGUAAAACCACUGUCGUUCAGCAUAUUGCCAAACAGCUCAACAAGAAAAUAGUGGCUAUCAAUGUCUCACAACAAACUGAAGUAGGUGACCUAUUAGGUGGUUAUAAACCAGUCAAUACUAAGUUACUUGCAAUUCCCAUCCAGGAAACUUUCGAAGAGUUGUUUUAUGCAUCAUUCUCCGUCAAAAAGAAUGCCCGUUUUUUGAAGCUUCUAGCCAAAUGUUUUAACAAGAGCCAAUGGAAAAACGUUUUCAAGUUAUGGAAAGAGGCUCACAAAAUGGCUAAGAGUCUCUUUGACGAGAAUACCUCAAGCGAUGAUGAAUCAGGUCCUACUAAGAAGAGAAAGCUUAAUUCGACUGAAUCAAGACAAUUGAUGGACAAAUGGAAUCUUUUUCUGGAACAAGUUUCAGAGUUCGAAAAAACAAGUAACCAAACGGAGAAUUCAUUUGUUUUUCAAUUUAUCGAAGGGACUUUAGUGAAGGCUGUACGUAACGGGUAUUGGCUACUUUUGGAUGAAAUCAAUUUGGCCUCUCCAGAGACCCUGGAAUGUAUUUCUGAUUUACUCUCUACUCAAACUGAUGAUAGGAAUAUUGUUUUAGCUGAAAAGGGAUCCAUCACUCCUAUCAAAGCUCAUCCUGACUUUAGGUUGUUCGGAAACAUGAAUCCAGGUAAUGAUGUUGGUAAGAAGAACCUUCCUGCAAAUUUCCGCUCAAGGUGGACCGAAUUGUGGGUACAUUCCCCUGACUCAGAUAUUUCUGAUUUGCUGAUGAUCAUUGACAAGUAUGUGGGUAAGUACUCGUUGGCUGACGAAUGGGUUGGAAACGAUAUUGCGCAAUUCUAUUUAGAAGCUAAGAAGUUGGCUGAGGACAACAAACUCGUUGAUGGUGCAAACCAGAAGCCCCACUUUAGUAUCCGUACUCUGACGAGAUCCCUUAUCUAUGUGACAGAUAUAGUUUCCAUUUACGGAUUAAGGCGGUCGCUAUACGAAGCCUUCUGCAUGUCAUUCUUGACUCUUUUAGACGCUGAUUCAGAAAAAAUAUUACGUCCGUUGGUGAUAAAGUACACUAUCAGUCGAGUUAAAAAUUUCAGAAAAUUGAUCACUCAGUGCCCUCCCAAUCCCUCAGAUGUAAAUAAUCCUGAUGAGUAUGUGCAGUUCAGACAUUACUGGAUGAAGCAUGGACCAGGAGAGGUACGACCACAGCCUCAUUAUAUCAUUACACCCUUCGUUGAAAAGAACAUGCUAAAUCUUGUUCGUGCUACAAGCAUCAGAAGAUUUCCUGUUUUAAUCCAAGGUCCAACAUCCAGUGGUAAGACAUCCAUGAUUAAAUACUUGGCGAACAUAACAGGCCACAAAUUUGUCCGUAUUAAUAACCACGAGCAUACGGAUCUGCAGGAGUACUUAGGAAGUUAUGUCUCUGAUGACAAUGGAAAAUUGGCCUUCAAAGAGGGUGUUCUAGUUGAAGCUUUGAGAAAGGGUUAUUGGAUCGUUUUGGAUGAGCUGAACCUGGCGCCUACUGAUGUGUUGGAGGCUUUAAAUCGACUUUUGGAUGAUAACAGAGAACUUUUUAUUCCUGAGACUCAAGAAUUUGUAACACCGCAUCCUGAUUUCAUGCUUUUUGCUACACAAAAUCCACCAGGUAUUUACGGUGGCCGAAAAGUGCUUUCUAGGGCUUUCAGAAACAGAUUUUUGGAGCUUCAUUAUGAUGAUAUCCCACAAGACGAAUUGGAAAUUAUUCUAAAGGAACGUUGCCAGAUUGCCCCAUCGUAUGCCACCAAAAUUGUGCAAGUAUAUCAGCAGCUUUCUCUGCAGAGACAGUCGACCAGAUUGUUUGAACAGAAAAACUCUUUUGCCACUUUGCGUGAUCUAUUUAGAUGGGCUGAAAGAGAGGCUAUAGGUUACGAGCAGCUUGCGGCUAAUGGAUAUAUGCUGCUGGCGGAAAGAGUUAGAAGGCAGGAAGAAAAACUUGUGGUGAAAGAAACUUUGGAAACUGUGAUGAAGGUAAGACUUGAUAUGGAUCAGUAUUAUAAAGAAUUAGAGAAUCCGAAGAUACUACAAAUGGAAACACCUAUUGUUUGGACCAAGGCUAUGCGUCGACUUGCAGUUCUAGUGUCCACAGCACUUAAGAAUCAUGAACCCAUACUUCUUGUUGGAGAGACUGGAUGUGGUAAGACUUCUAUCUGCCAGUUGUUGGCAGAACUUUUGAGAAAAGAAUUAAUUAUUGUCAAUGCCCACCAAAAUACUGAAACAGGAGAUUUGCUGGGUGCCCAACGUCCAAUUCGUAACAGAUCAGAACUGCAAACAAAAGUUUCAAAAAACAUAACUGAUUUGUUCAACGAAGCUGGUAUCUCUUAUCACGAGUCUGCAACACUGCAAGAUCUUUUGGAUAUUUUUGAUUCUAUAAACAAAUUUGAAGGCAUUUCCGAAGAACGAAUUAAAUCCGUCGAGGCUCAGAGAGCUUCUUUGAAUAUUCUCUUUGAGUGGACUGAUGGUCCUUUAGUUCAAGCUAUGAAAAACGGAGAGUUUUUCCUAUUGGAUGAAAUAUCCUUGGCCGAUGAUUCUGUUCUGGAAAGAUUGAACUCAGUGUUGGAACCUGAAAAGACCCUUCUUCUUGCAGAGAAAGGUGCUGAAAACUCUUUCAUUCAAGCUGACAAAGGAUUUGAGUUCUUAGCUACUAUGAAUCCAGGUGGAGAUUAUGGAAAGAAGGAGCUAUCUCCAGCUUUAAGAAACCGUUUCACUGAGAUAUUUGUUCCUUCCAUGGAUGAUUUGGAAGACGUUCAUCGAAUCGUUGCUUCAAAGUUGAUCGAAGAAGCUUCUCAAUACGUGGAAGCAAUAGUUAAGUUUUCCGAAUAUUAUGCCUUGAAAGUGGGUAAUGGUAACAGGACAAACGGAGUCAUCUCAUUACGUGAUAUUUUGGCUUGGGUUAAUUUUAUUAAUACCACAGUCAGGAAGCGUAACGUCUCCCCAGAAGCAGCUUUGAUUCACGGGUGCUGUUUGACUUUUAUUGAUGCCCUCGGUACCAACAACACUGCAUCGUUCUCAGAAAACCCUGAUAGUUUAGCUAAAAUGAAGUUAUCUUUUGUGAAAACUAUAUCUGAGCUUUCAGGGAUGAACCUUUUGCCUUACUACGAAGAAGAAGUUUCGGUAGAAUUAUUAGAGGAUCGGGUCAAGUUUGGACAAUUUUAUUUGCCUCGUGUACCUUUAACGCAAGAGUCAGUCUCUUUUAACCUAAAGGCUCCAACCACUGCUAAGAAUGCAAUGAGAGUGACAAGGGCACUUCAAGUUCAUAAGCCUAUUCUUUUGGAAGGAAGCCCUGGUGUUGGUAAGACGAGUCUGGUGACUGCGCUUGCAAAGGUUACUGGAAAUUUACUCACUCGUAUAAAUUUAUCAGAACAAACGGAUUUGUUAGAUUUGUUUGGCUCGGAUGCUCCUGCUGAAGGCGGACAAACGGGUGAGUUUGUAUGGAGAGAUGCUCCAUUCUUGAGAGCUAUGAAAAAGGGGGAAUGGGUAUUGUUAGAUGAAAUGAAUCUAGCCUCUCAAUCGGUACUAGAAGGUUUAAAUGCCUGUCUAGAUCAUCGAGGCGAAGCAUACAUUCCUGAAUUGGACAAGACUUUUCCAUGCCACCCAAACUUUGUGGUCUUUGCAGCUCAAAAUCCUCAGUACCAGGGAGGUGGUAGAAAAGGUCUUCCAAAAUCUUUCAUUAAUCGUUUUACCGUUGUUUAUGUUGAAAUGCUCUCAGAGCAAGACUUAAACCUUAUUUCUCAGCAUCUUUACCCAAAGAUUGAUCCCGAGAUCAGUGCUAAACUUAUCAAGUUUAUCUCAUCUUUGGAGUCUGAGAUUGUGUUGAACAGAACAUGGGGUUCCGAAGGUGGUCCAUGGGAAUUCAAUUUACGUGAUACAUUGCGUUGGUUGCAGCUAUACAGCGAGCCUACUGUUUCAACAACUGUGACCCCUGGAGACUAUUUGGAUAUAGUCAUCGGACAAAGGUUUAGAAACGAAAAAGACAGGACUCAAGUUAAGAAGCUCUUUACUUCUGUCUUUGGCGAAAAGCCAAAGAGACCUUCUUUUUUUGCAUUGUCCAAAACUUUUGUCGAAAGUGGUAGAAUUGUCUCCAGAAGAAGGGAUCUGAUACAUUCUGUUCCAAACCAGAAACUAUACUCUUUGCAGUGCAAUUAUCCUAUUUUGGAAUCAUUGUUGAUUUGUAUUAAUCAUGCCUGGCCAGUGAUCCUUACCGGAGCCACUGAUUCAGGUAAAUCAGCUGUUAUUCAAUAUGCAGCAGGUCUUAUUGGAUCCAAUGUCCACCAAUUUUCAAUGAAUAGUGAUAUUGAUAGCAUGGAUAUCUUAGGAGGAUAUGAGCAAGUGGAUCUGAUGCGUGGUGUUUCUUCGAUUUGCAACAGCAUCAAUUCAUUACUUCUUGAUCUUGUUGCUGUUUCCCUAAAAGACAGGUCGGUUUCGACUAGUGUGGCUUCAAAUAUCUUGUCCCUCCUUCAAGCGAUCUCGUCAAAUACCGUAAACACUGAUAAUUUCAAUGUUUUUGUUCAAGACCUGAGUACUGUGGCUGCUGUCAUUGCAUCUCCUGAAUUCGAUGAACUGAUUCAGGAAUGUAUAUUAUUUGAAAAAAAGAUUCAAGACACCAAGACUGUUAAGUUUGAAUGGUUUGAUGGUCUGUUGGUUAAGGCAGUUGAGCAGGGUGAUUGGCUGAUUUUAGACAAUGCUAAUCUAUGUAAUGCCUCGGUAUUGGACAGGCUCAACUCAUUAUUGGAACCUAAUGGUGUUUUAGUGGUCAACGAAAGUAGUUCUGUAAACGGGGAACCAAGAAUUAUCGUUCCUCAUAAGAACUUCCGUUUGUUCAUUACAACUAAUCCAAAAUAUGGUGAACUAUCUAGAGCUAUGAGAAACAGGUGUAUUGAGAUUUUCUUACCAUCACUUGAAGUUCGUGCUUCCAAGUAUGAUAGAACAUUGCUUGGUGACGAAUAUUCUAAAGAGUACAACCAAGCCCAGACUUUGGAACAGGAAAUUGCGCACUUGGAGAUUUCUAAGGCAAAUUCAGUUCCUAUCUCUAAGUUUGUGAACUUAUUGAACUCUGAAAGCAUGAAUUUCGCCAGACUAGUUGAUUUUAUUAUUCAGUCUAGCCACCAACUUAUUUCACCAGCUGUUGCCUUUUCACUGUUGCAGCUAGCAACUACUCAUUCUUUUGAGAAACUUUCAGACACCAUAUGUAGUAGUCUGUGGUUUUCCAGGAAUGUAAAAGCCAACUGUAACAAGAUUUCAGAUUACUUGAGUCAAUUCAAAUUGCUUGGGUUGAUGGGUAAUGUUUUCAAAAUCUACGAUUCAGCAAUUGUGCCUGCUUUGAACGACAAGGAUGCUAUUGAUUAUCAGAAGACUCAAUACUUGAAUCCCACAGUGAAUCCUUUUUUACUGGACUCCAUCAGUCGGAUAUAUCCUUACGUUGAUUCUGUUGAAGCCAACCUUAUUUACGUGGUUGGAAGUUUUUUGGUACAAGCUGAAAGAACACUAUCAACAUUGGUCUCCAGAUCUAUCACGAAGAAACUGAAUGACUUGAACUAUCUUGAGAGAUCAGCUGCUGUCAAUAAUGGACGUGAAGUCAGGAAUGCACCACCAAUCAACAUUUUCAAAUUUUUAAAAGAUAUACAGAUUUUCCUUACCAAUUCUUUCAUUGAAGCAGCUUCUUCGUUGUUUUCGACCAGUGAUUUUUAUACCGACAUUUUUGAACUACAGGUUAUCUGGAUCCAGUUGUAUGAAUUGGUACAGAAACAAGAUGAAGCCAAAAUCAGAGUUUUCCAGCAAUUGGUAACUUCUUGGUUUCAAAAAUGUUCCGGUAAUCCAGUUGUUUCCUCUUUAGCUAAAGAUUCAACGUCAGAUUUGAAUGAAUUCAACUCGUCAUUGGCUUUGACUAGAGGAUUUUCAAUUGAAAAGAUAUGGGAGAGUUUCCGGACCACUUAUCCGUCUUCUGAAGUGUCUUGGAGCAGCUAUGAAGCUGUGUGCAAGCUGUCAAAGGAUUUUGACAGCAUUGCCCAAGAACAGUUUUCGGAGAAUGCUAAUAUGGUUCAACAGUUAAGGUUACUGUUGAUUGAGCUGCAUUCUGAUUCUUUUAAUCUUGAUAUUGAAUCCGAAGAUUUCGAUGAAAUGCAGAAGAAGCUAACUGAGGGAAUAGAAAAAUUUCAAGAAGUAUCUAGUGGGUUUAUUAACAAGAGGAAACAUACUUACAGAUCGUUGUUCCAAUCUCUACUUGCAAUGUCAAAGUUGCCAGUAACUAAGGAUGAUGCUGGCCCGGAAUUUUUCAGAAUUGCCCAUGAAGCAAACAUGUCUACCGAGUUGCUAUUCAAAGCUUUAUCUGAAGAUGAUCUGAAACCUUUCCCCAGACUGUUCCACUUUUUGUGGACUGAUGAAACUGGAGCAAAGUCUCAUGUAUCCAAAUUGUUCACUGAUGAACUUUUCAGAGAAAUACUAACUUGUUCUUUCACCCUUACUGAAACUGAAGGAAAAGAUGUUGCGCAGAAUUUGGUUGACUUCUCAUUACUGACACAAUCAUUGAUCAAACAAUCGCCUAGCAUUUUGGAACACAAGUUCUCUGUCGUUGCUUCACUUUUGCGAAAAUGGACCUUUUCCAUCAUAUUAUCGCAUACGAGUAAGAAUUCCAGUGAAUACCAGUUUGUUCAAUCUAUUAGUACAGCGCCCAGUUUGUCAGAAGACGAUAUUUCAAAAGUGGCACAGAUUUAUUCAGGCUUUGAACACCAGGAAGCUCAAGUGUUUACAGAGUUUAUUCAUCCAGUUUUAAUUGCACUGAAUUCCACUUUAGAUUCUGGAAGUCUUGGUAAAGCUUUUGUAUCAUUUGCUCUUGGAACCAUUCAACUAUAUGUUCCAAGCAGCCCUCAUGAUCCUGCGAUUACUGAUCAUGUCAUAUAUGAUCUGUACCAUGAACAGCUGAAAUUGGUAUCCUCUAUUUGCGAGUCCCUUGACACGGCAGCCCAUGUCUCAGGCUUUGAUGUGAAUGCGUUCUCAGAAAAAAAUAGAGUCAGCAUUGAGUCAUCAUUGGUUCCCUCAAAGCCUCAAGUUUACCGACCCAAAUGCUCUAUCGACGCUUUAUUUGAGGAUUGGAACUCAUUUGUUGACUCUUCUGCUGCUACUCAUCCAGUUCAAAGGUUGGUACAGUCUUUAGAAGACUCAAUGGAGCUUUUUUCAAAGAAGGUUGAUAUGUUUCAAAGAAAUGCCUCUCAGUUUUUGGAUAGAUUACAGAGAAAUCACUCCAGAUACGCAGAUUUAAAUGAUAUUCUAGCUGGUUACAUUUACAGUUUGAAGUUCGGAUUUGAUCUGCUGAACGUUCAUGCUUCAGUCCCUUCUGCCCCUCUCGAUGUUCUCGCUCCGAUUGAUGCUACGGUACUAUCUUCAGCCACUGAUAUUGUGAGCUUUUUUGAUCCAAUUAAUUCAUAUUUGAAGAAUCGACCCUUGAACGAAUCAGAUGUCGAAUCAGUAUACGUCUUCUUUAUGAAGAUAUAUUUUUCUCAUGCAGAUGAAGCGUUAGACGACGUAUUAAUCAAGAGUUUCCAGGGUCUUUACUACAGAUGGAGUCUAUUUAAUAUCAAGAAAAAGGAAGAAGAGUCUCUUACAAACGGAGUUUUCAAAUAUGCUGCUCCUGAGUUUGACGGAGAAGAAGAAUACAAAACUAUGUUUCCUGACUAUGAGGAAGUAGUGGAUUAUCAAGAGAAAGUCAACACAGACGUUUCCAAGGAUGACGUAUACUAUGAGGUAGCCUCUGCCUAUAUCGAGGGAUUUGCAGGCAAAAGGUCGGAUCUUAAUAGUCUGAUCAGUGAAGGUUCUAAAAUUUCUCAACUUCUGAAUCUUGGGUUAAACCAUUCAGCAGGAGAUAUUUCGUCUUCCAAACUGGCUUCUUUAGCUGUUCUGGUUUCUAACUCUUUGAAUGAAUUCAAUAAGCCAGCUCAGUUCGACAACUUCUACUUCGGUUUCUCUUCUUCUCAAACAAAGUUGGCCGAUUCAGUCAUUCAGAAGUUACAGUAUAGCAUCUUACCCUUGCUUAAGCAGUGGCCAGAGCAUGCUGUCUUGCAGCAAAUUCACUCACUUUGCGAUGAUCUACUCAGCUUCCCUGUGAAGACCCCAAUUGCUCAAUUACUACAAAAAGUUGAGCAUAUAUAUGUGGCAGUUGCAGAGUGGGAGAAGUAUGCUCACAGUAAAAUCAGCUUGAAGGCCCAUAAUGCUGAUGUUAUCAAUUUAGUCGUUUCUUGGAGGAAACUGGAACUAUCUUCAUGGCAAAGUAUUUUUGAAGAUGAGGACAAGAAGAUUGAGAAAAAUAUUGGAAAGUGGUGGUUUCAUCUUUUUGAACUCACAAUUCUUCCAAUAAUUAAAGAGGAAUACGUCGAUUUGUUCAGUAUCGUUACAGCCUUAAAUGUAUUCCUCAGUCAGACCACCCUAGGUGAAUUUGAACUUAGAGUUCGACUGAUUGAAGCUUUUGCUAACCAUGCAAACAUGAUGGCUCCUCAGUCGAAACUAGCAAGCACUUUGAAUAACAUGGUCACUUUUUACGAGCAAUUUUUACCUAAUAUCCGGGAUCAACUUGCCGUAAAGCGCAGAGAGUUGGAGAAGAAGGUCAAAGAAAUGAUUAUUUUGACAAGCUUUAAAGAUGUUAACGUCCAUGCUUUGCAACAGUCCUCAAGACAUUCUCAUGCUAAGUUGUUCAGAAUCGUUAAAAAAUAUCGUGAGCUAUUAGCUGUGGGAGUCUCUGGAGUCAUUGAAUCAGGGCUUUCCGCAAACACAAAAGUCGUUCUUAAUGCUCCAGUCUUCAGCAAGAAACCUUUUGAUCGAGUUAUUUUUGAGAAAGCAGCACAAGAAUGUUUAAAGAUCCCAAGUUACAAUAGACGCCCUGAAAUUUUGAAGGGAACCGUCGUUUUAGACAGAGUCUCAUCUCUAAUCCAAACUGCUGAUGAAUAUGGAAGUUUCACAUUGUAUGAAUAUGCUAAGGAAAUUUUACAGGAGAUGGAAAGACUGAAAAAACAAACCCCCAAUGAAGCUACCGAAGAAAACAAAAAGAUUGUUGGUCAACUAAAAUCUCAAAAACGUAAACUUCUCAGUGAUACUUUAAAAGAAGUGAGACGGCUGGGUUUAAAACUCCAUGUAACUCCCAAUGUCAGCAAGGAGUUGGCCUCUGUUAAUCAAAUUCUGUCCGAUGCUACCUCCUUCCGAAAACUUGAAAUUGCGGGCACAGAUGGGUACUUCUUUAGAGUUCUGGAUUUAUUCCCCCGGUUAAGGGCCAGCGUUGCUGAGAUGAACGAAGAGGUACCUGUCAGUGAUGGCCAAAAGGCCUUAGCUGCUGUUGAAAACUUGAUGUAUCAUGUUCUGAGAAGUCGUAAUUCACUUAAUGCUUUAGUGAACGCAAAGAAUGAGAUUAGUUCAUAUCAAAAGGAAUUUCAAGACAUGUCUUCUUUAGAUGUUAUCAACCCUGCCAGUCCAUGUUCUGCAUCAAGUUUCUUGGCUUCCAAGUCUGCGAUCAAGUCUUGUUUCGAAUGGAUACCAAAAAUUUUGAAUUUUGCUUCGACUGUUCUUCAGAGUUCAACAGCUCUUACGGGCUUGAAAUCAGUAGACGUUUUUGGUUCGUUUGGAAAUGAAUUUGAGAAAUUCCAGUUGCACAAUAAGAAUCUUCUUACAACUGAAGAGAUAUCAACUGUGAAUUUGUUUAACAAGAAAGUUGAUGAACUCCAUGAGAGACUCUUAUUAUGGAAAAGAGAGAAUCCAUUGUUGGCCUUUGUCGCUGAUCUGGUCAUACACUGUAUUACCUCUAAGAAAAACAUUCGACUUGACACAUCUGACUCCUUUACCACAACAGAUUUAGACACUUUGCAACACUUGUUUUCAGACCUCACAAAGUCCUUAAUUGUUGUAUUUCAAAAGUUUAUGGAUCUCUACAAAGUUCCUAUUGUUGAAGAUGAUGAUGGCUCUUUCAAAUCUACAUACCAGAAUGUGAGCAAGGAAGUCAAACUAUUACAUUCUAGUGCCAUUUUAGGUAAAAUCCGAUUACUAUUUGAAAAGCUUCAAUCAAUAGGAGCUACCGAUUUCAAGUUUGCUACAGCCCUUAAUGCCAAUAUUUGUCCGUUGCUCACACAAUAUUACAAUCUCAUUUUGACUCUAUUAAACAAGCAACAAGAGCUAUAUGUCAAGAACUCGCAUGCAUUGUUUAUUCUAACAAAUUGUGUCUACACUUUGACCAAAGAAGGUUUCUGUUCACCUCAAUCACCGGAUCAAACAAACGAUCCAGGUAACAUGCAAGAUGGUACAGGUCUUGGUGAUGGAGAUGGAGCAACUAAUUCUAAGGAUAUUGAUGAUGAUGAAGACUUUUCCGAGCAGGCUCAAGAAGCCAAUAAGGAGAAGGAUGACAACAAUGACGAUGAAGCUGAGGACAAAGAGGACGAUGCUGUCGAUAUCGAGGGGGAUAUGGCAGGAGAUCUUGAAGAAUCCAAAGAAAAGGAUAACGAUGAUGAGGAUAACGAAAAUUCAGAGGAUGAUGAGGACAAAGAAAUGGAUGAAGAACUCGAUGACAUCGACGAUUUAGAUCCCAAUGCUGUGGAUGAAAAGAUGUGGGAGGAUGAAGCCCAAGAAGACUCAAAAGAAAAAGACAGUGACAAGAUGCCAGAUAACUCCAAAAACGACGAUGAUAACAUGGAGGCUAUGGAAGAGGAUACUAAGGACAAUCAAAACCGUGAGAAUCCUAACAAGCAAGAUGAGAAUGAUAGUCUUGAAGAUAAAGACGAGCAGGAGGACAACGCUCAGAAUGAAGGGGAAGAACAAGAAGAAGAAGAAGAAGAAGACGUGGGUGAACAAGAAGACGAAGUCAAAAACGACGACGGCGAGAAGCUUGAUGACUUUGUUCCCGAUGUGGAAACACUUGAACUUCCAGAUGACCUUCAACUGGAAGGAGAAGACGAUAAAGACGAUACAGAGAAUGAUAAUGAAAGUCAACCAGACGAUGCAUUUGAUGAUCCCAUGAAUAUGGAUGUAGAGUUGGAGGAGAAUAACCAUAAAGAUGGAGAUGAGGAAGAAGAAGAAGAAGAAGAAGAAGAAGACGACGAAGAAAACGGAUCUGAAGAUGAAGGAAAUGAUGAAGUAGAGGCUCCAUCCAUGAGCGAAGAGAAAGCAGAAGAAGAGGCUCAGGAAGAAGGAGAUGAAAACAUGGGUGAAGAUAAAAACCAAAACAUUGACGAAGACCCUGCGCUGGAUUCUGAAACUGAACUUAAUCCAAUCAAGGAUGAGGAAGAACAAGAAGAAACAAACGAUCCAGCCAAAGAGGAAGAAGCAGUAGAAGGUCUAGAUGGGGUGGAUGAGGAAGGUGGUCAGCAAGAUAAUAUUGAUGAUGAUGCGGCUGUUAAACAGGAAGCUGGUAUAUCUAGUGAAGGAGCCGAAGCGGCUGCUAGUGAAGAACGAGAUGAUAUGGGCGCUUCGGGUGGUGCUGCAGAGACUCAAGCUCAGGAUGAAAUUGAAGAGAAUGCAGAUAACACGCAAGACCCUUCCUCCAACGAGGCCAAGGAAUCGUUGAAACAGUUAGGAGAUUCGUUGAAAGAGUACCAUCGUCGUAGACAGGAGAUCAAGGAGGCAAAUGACGUAGAUGAUUCUACUGAACAGAAUACCCAUAAUCAACCUGACGAAUAUCAACAUUUGAAUGGAGAAAACACCGAGCUGGAAACACAAGCACUUGGUGCUGCUGAUAAAGACCAGAUUCAAACUAUUGAUGACAAUAUGGCUAUAGACGACGAAGAGACUAUGACCGAAAACCUUGAUACUGAGCAAGAACAGAAUCCAGACAAAGAGAAUGACACUGCUUCUGCUGAGGACAUUGAUGACCAUGCUGCAGAUGGCAACCAAGAUAUGGAAGGCGACAACAGAAAGGCUACGAUUGGAGAAAGAAAGAUCAACGAUUUUGAACUAGGCGAACUUAUGGAAUUCAGCGACAACGAGACAGAAGAUGAGGCAGAUAAGAAUGAAAUUGAAGAGUUGAAUGUUUUAGAUAUGGCCAAUGAGGAUGACGCUGCACCCAGAACUUUGGAUGAGGCUCGUGACUUAUGGAGACAUAGUGAUUUAGCUACUCAAGAUCUUGCCGCUAACUUGUGUGAACAACUCCGUCUCAUUCUUGAACCCACGGUAGCAACCAAGCUUAGAGGUGACUACAAGACUGGUAAGAGACUUAACAUGAAGAGAAUCAUCCCUUACAUUGCAUCACAAUUCCGAAAGGACAAAAUAUGGUUAAGAAGAACUAAGCCAAGCAAGCGUCAACACCAGAUUAUGAUAGCCGUAGAUGAUUCGAAAUCAAUGUCGGAAUCUAAAUCUGUGGAGCUUGCCUUCCAUAGUAUAGCGCUUGUGGCAAAGGCCUUGACGCAGCUAGAGUCCGGAAGUCUCUCAGUAGUGAGGUUUGGGGAAGAUACUAAGGUUGUUCAUCCAUUUAAUCGGCCAUUUACCCCCGAGUCAGGCGCUCAUGUAUUCCAAUGGUUCGAUUUCCAACAAACGAAAACGGAUAUCCAAAAGAUGUGCUCUCAGACUUUGAAAUUGUUUAACGAAGUCAAGGCUGAUGCCGAUGACUUGUGGCAACUACAAAUUAUUCUGAGUGAUGGUGUGUGUGAAGAUCAUGCUACAGUUCAAAGAUUGGUGCGUAGGGCUCGUGAGGACAAAAUUAUGUUGGUAUUUGUAGUUAUUGAUGGAAUUAAUUCUAACGAAUCUAUUCUGGAUAUGAGCCAAGUUCAAUACGUUCCUGAUGCGAAUGGAAACAUGCAGUUAAAGGUCGAAAGAUACCUUGAUACCUUCCCAUUUGAGUUCUAUGUUGUUGUACACAACAUCAAUGAGUUGCCAGAGAUGCUAUCACUGAUUUUGAGACAAUUCUUCAGUGAAAUUGCUGGUAUGUGA
Komagataella phaffii GS115 is the source of this 14853-nucleotide messenger RNA. Its product is annotated as Huge dynein-related AAA-type ATPase (midasin), forms extended pre-60S particle with the Rix1 complex. The record is from RefSeq and is a predicted model, not a curated record. Gene Ontology annotation, biological process: rRNA processing; ribosomal large subunit assembly. Gene Ontology annotation, molecular function: ATP binding; ATP hydrolysis activity. The transcript has a single exon. Lineage: Eukaryota; Fungi; Ascomycota; Pichiomycetes; Pichiales; Pichiaceae. Gene Ontology annotation, cellular component: preribosome, large subunit precursor; nucleus. The coding region runs from base 1 to 14853 and encodes 4950 amino acids.